Molecule: messenger RNA, 2019 nt
Organism: Priceomyces carsonii
Lineage: Eukaryota; Fungi; Ascomycota; Pichiomycetes; Serinales; Debaryomycetaceae
Gene: MIH1
Product: putative tyrosine protein phosphatase
Exons: 1
Coding region: 1-2019 (672 amino acids)
Biological process (GO): G2/M transition of mitotic cell cycle; positive regulation of G2/MI transition of meiotic cell cycle; positive regulation of G2/M transition of mitotic cell cycle
Cellular component (GO): cytoplasm; nucleus
Molecular function (GO): protein tyrosine phosphatase activity
Source: RefSeq, a predicted model, not a curated record
AUGAUUAAAAGUGAUGAAGAGUACAGAGGGGAUUUCAGGGUAAAAACGCCAUUGGAAGCGGAACAAAGAAAAAGAGACAGACCACUAAGCUCUUACUUUGAUUCACCUUGUGACAGGACAACAGACGACGAAUUGAGCGCAGGGUCGCCAAUCUUGAACAAAGCAGCAUUGAGAAAUAUUUCCAACUUGGUAUUUCCUAGUAUGAAGAAGUGGACAGCCAAGGGUAUUACAAGAUCUAUGACGGCGGUAUCAGAAACUUCAAAAUUCUUUACCAGUGCAGCAUCUCCUAAAAAACUGAUCAAAGAAAAUACAGUUAGCGCUGGGCUGGGGAAUAUGUGCCAGUCUGUGUCCAAGCAGGGUUCGCUCAAAGGUACUGAAGCUAGAAAUCUUGAUAUCUUUGAGAAACCUGACGAUAACGAAAGCGAUGUGGUCGAAAAUGACGCCGUGGGAUCGCCUACUCAAAUUAGGCAGUCCAACAAUAUACAUAGAGAAUUCCGCCGAACGCACUCCUUGUUUCAAACAACUAAGGAAAAGGAAGGAUUUUUCAUGGAAGACAACUGUCACUUGCACAAAACGUCCAUUAAAACAUUUAAAGUUGAUGACGAUUUACUUCCAAGGAUCGACGAAGAUGAGAUGAUUAGUAUUAUGAAAGGUCAUCAUAAACAUGAAUUUGAUGAGGUUAUCAUAGUCGAUUGUAGGUUUAGCUACGAAUUUGAAGGAGGGCAUAUUGACGGUGCCAUCAACAUUUCCUGUCAGAAAGAAUUGGAAUCAAAAUUCCUUGAAAGGUCAAAGAUAAACGACAAGAAACAAUUACUUGUAUUCCAUUGCGAAUUUAGUAGUUUUAGAGGUCCGAACAUGGCUAAAUACUUAAGAAAGUGCGACAGGCAAAUCAACAGUCAUGAAUAUCCUAAAUUAUCUUAUCCAGAUAUUGUCAUUCUUUCUGGAGGUUAUAAAAGGUUUUUCGACAAGUUUAAAUUGUUCUGCAUUCCACAAGGCUAUGUUGAAAUGAAUGAUGUGAAUUAUCAAGAAAGGUGUGAAUCUGAAAUGAAUAAAGUGAGACAAGCAAAUAAAUUAACGAGGACCAAAUCACAAAAUUACUUUUUUCAUAAUCAUUCGCUUGCGAAUACACAUGUUCGAUCACAUUCUUACUCCACAACUACUUCUCAUACGCAAAAUUUGAAGAUAUUGAAAAGGCACAAGUCGAGUUUAAGCGGCGCUUCUUCUUCAAGGUUAAAAUGCUCAUCCAUUUCUUCGGAUCAAUCUAUAUUUAACAAGUCCAAUGAUGUAUAUGCACCCGUACCUGGAAGUGAAAAUGUAUCUGCAACAACUUCGGUGGAUGACUUGGUUCCUCCUUUUUCUUCAUUUGGUCCUGACCACAGAGGUUUCUACUCCUAUGCAAGUGAUGCUUCUUCGUCCUCAUUCUCAAUGGACUCGUCAUCUUCAGUGGGCAUUGACACGGCCAACUCCUCUUCUGAUUCCUUGAUUUCACCUACAGACGAAUAUGACAUUAAGUCUUCAAAUUUGACAGCCUAUAUGAGAAACUUAGCAACAUCAGGAAAUAAUCAAUCUUGUGGACAUGUUCCAAUAAAAUCAUCUGUGUUGAAUCCAAUGUCAAGGAAACCUCUCGGUUUACCUCCAGCAUUACCUAGAAGCAAAACUUUGGCAGUAAGUUCUAAAGGUGGCAAAGGCACCCUAAUUCCCGUUCAAAACCUGAAAAAUUCGCCUAUUUCGUCAUUCAAAUUUCCAAGCACCAAGUCAUGUACAAACCAAAUGAAUGUAAGUACGAUUUCUAAGUCUACGGGUAUAUCAGUUACUUCACCAACUAUAAGUUCUCCGUUGUCGACAAUGGAACCUAUUGCGACCAAUGAGUUAUGCUUAAAUGGGAAGGAAUCUUCUAUUAUUGAUCCAAUUAAUGAGGUUCCUGUUGACUUUUCAGUACCCUAUCCUAAUAGCGUUAAGCUAAACUCAGGUCCCAGAUCAUUGCUCUCCUCAGGUAGAGAAAGCUAUUUUAAUGAAUAA